Brassica rapa (field mustard) is the source of this 2250-nucleotide messenger RNA. RefSeq lists its product as uncharacterized. The record is from RefSeq and is a predicted model, not a curated record. Lineage: Eukaryota; Viridiplantae; Streptophyta; Magnoliopsida; Brassicales; Brassicaceae.
UACUCAAACCGUUCUGUACAUUUUCUUCACCGAUUCCGGCGGCGUUAUCUUUACUUUUCCGUUUUAAUCCUAUCUAUUUUCCAUUAGAUUAGUUGUGAUGUCUCUUUCCUUGUUGUUUUGGAUGAAUCGGAGUUUUCAUCUUUACUUUCCGAUUUCUGGUGGAAAUCACGGAGUGUCACUAACUCCGACGGUGACAGGUUCUCCCCACUUCCUGUUUCAGUUAUCGACGAUGGUCCUCGUCGGUUUUGGCGUGAUGGUUUUCCCUUUACUAGGGUGGUAUUUUCCGGUCAUUGAUCUUGGAUUCAGUGUCGGCGUUUGUUCAUCAGAUUCUGGGUUUGAUGGUGUCUUUCCGGUGGUAGAGAUUCGGUCAUCUUAUCUUCAACCAUUCGAUGUUUGUCUGUUAGCCUUACGGUUUAACGGUAUGUGGCGAGCUUUCAAACAACCAUGGCCACCACCAGAUUUCAUCUUCUUGGAUGAACGGUUUGGAAAUCCUUCAUCACGUACGGGUUGGUGUGGAAUGAUAAUAAUGCACUGUAUGGUGGUGCAUGUGUGUGAUUGGUUUCAACCAUUUGCUCAAAUAUUUCGUGAGGUUAUGUUGAUAAUCAAUGGAUGGGUUAUAGUAUCAUUGGUUCCAUCAUAUCACGCAUUAUUACAGGGAAGUGAAGCCUUCAAAGCAAUAAAGAGUCAGAAGAGGUCGUUUCUACAUUAUAAUAAAUUGAAGACAUGGUUUUAUGGAUUUCAAAACAAAAGGAUAUCGAUGCCAUGGAUGUGUACAACUAAGUAUGUUAUCUCCUGCAGCGGGAGUGCUUGGGACGGAUUGCGAUGUAACAGAUGGAUCGCAUCCAAAGAUCUUUUUAGCAAAAGGUAUUUACUCAUAAAAUUUGAGAGCCUCAUAAAAGAUUUUAAAAGACCAAGAACGAAGUGGAGAAAAACUAGCGAAUCAGCCUAUCCUACGAAUGCGUUAGGAAGCAUCGUGUUAUUGUUGUCUCUGUUAAAAGUUCUUCUUAACAACAUGUUUGUUGUAAUGUAUGUUUCAUGUAAUUUGUUACAUUGACUGAAAUCAAUAAAAUUAGAUGUUGUAAAAAAAAAAAAAAAAAGCGGGGGCGAAAUCCUGUAAAUGACACGUGUCUUCUCUAGCUAAUGGACUGGGUCAUAAGAAAAGUUGAACGGCCCAUUUUCGUUUUCAGAUAUGGUCCUUUCAAAAAAUGAAAGACCGUUUAAAAUCAAGGGACCAAAUCGCAAAUUGUUAUAUUUAUUUUUGUGGCCACAGAAACACAAAACCAAUCAGAAUCCCACGACGACGACGACGACGAUGACGAUGGCUUCUCUCGCGACUUCCAUCGCCGGAACUGGAACCUCCAAGAUUCUCAUUUCGUCAACUUCAAAUAAAAUUGGGUUUCCCGUAAUCUCAUAUCCCAACUCGAGAGUCUUCUUCCUUUUCUCUAAAGCUGGGAUCUUUCCCCGAUCGGCGAUACGUGCUUCGAACCAAGAGGAAGCCACGGUUUCACCUUUCGAAUCCGUUGCAUCAUCGCCGGGCCUCUACUCAGCUCAGACUUUCGAUUUGACUCCUCAAAACGUCGACCUUGUCCUCGAAGAUGUUAGGCCGUUCCUUAUCUCCGACGGUGGGAACGUCGACGUUGUCUCUGUUGAAGACGGCGUCGUUUCUCUCAAACUCCAAGGCGCUUGUACUAGCUGUCCGAGUUCUUCAACAACGAUGACGAUGGGAAUCGAAAGGGUACUCAAGGAGAAGUUUGGAGAUGCUUUGAAAGACAUUCGACAAGUUUUCGAUGAAGAAGUUAAGCAUAUAACCGUGGAGGCAGUGAAUACUCAUCUUGAUAUACUGAGACCAGCGAUCAAGAACUACGGAGGAAGUGUGGAAGUUUUAUCAGUUGAAGGCGAAGACUGUGUUGUGAAGUACGUUGGACCAGAAUCCAUUGGAAUGGGAAUUAAAGCAGCGAUUAAAGAAAAGUUCAAGGACAUUUCUAAUGUUACCUUUACAAGCUAGACACUAUAUAUAUAUAUAUAUAUAUAUAUAUAUAUGUAAAAAACACAAAGUUGCUCUUUGUUUGAGCUUAUUUCAUUUUGUAAUGUACACAUCACUAGUAGUCUCCUAGAGCCAUCUUGCAAGGUUGAUCAAGAACGGUGUGUAGACAAAGUAGUAUGUUGUUGUCCAAGUGAUCAAUCCCUUCACAAGAAAACAAAAAGAAACUCUUUUAUAUUGUUUUUGCUUAAAUAAGAUGCAUGUAUAAA